Molecule: messenger RNA, 7819 nt
Organism: Miniopterus natalensis
Lineage: Eukaryota; Metazoa; Chordata; Mammalia; Chiroptera; Miniopteridae
Gene: ROS1
Product: ROS proto-oncogene 1, receptor tyrosine kinase
Biological process (GO): multicellular organism development; positive regulation of kinase activity; protein phosphorylation
Cellular component (GO): plasma membrane; signaling receptor complex
Molecular function (GO): ATP binding; protein binding; transmembrane receptor protein tyrosine kinase activity
Source: RefSeq, a predicted model, not a curated record
GCCGCUGCGGGAAGGGAUGAAGCGCGGUGCCCGGCCUACCCUGGGGUCUGCCCGCGUCCUCACUCUGGGCUGCGUGUGGAUUUCCGUGGCUCAGGGCACAGUUUUAAACAGCUGCCUAAAGUCAUGUGUAACUAACCUGGGCAGACCUCUGGACGGUGACUCGCCGUACAAUCUGAGCGAACCGUGCAUCCAAGGAUGUCAUUUUUGGAACUCUGUAGAUCAGGAAAACUGUGCUUUAAAGUGUAAUGAUACCUAUGCCACAGUUUGUGAGCGAGAGUCGUGUGAGGUCGGCUGCAGCAGUUCUGAAGGUGCAUAUGAAGAGGAAGUCCUAGAAAAUGCAGACCUCCCCACUGCACCCUUUGCUUCCUCCAUUGGAAACCAAAGUGUGACAUUACGAUGGAAAGCGGCCAACAUCUCUGGAAUAAAAUACAUCAUCCAGUGGAAAUAUGCACAACUUCUGGGGAGCUGGACUUACACGGAGGCCGUGUCCAAGCCAUCAUAUGUGGUAGAGCCCCUGCAUCCCUUCACUGAAUAUGUUUUUCGAGUGGUUUGGAUCUUCACGGCCCAGCUGCAGCUGUAUUCUCCCUCAAGUCCCAGUUACAGGACCCAUCCUUAUGGAGUUCCUGAAACUGCUCCUUUCAUUAGAAAUAUUGAGAGCUCAAGUCCUGACACCGUGGAAGUGAGUUGGGAUCCACCCCAGUUCCCAGGCGGGCCUAUUUUGGGUUAUAACUUAAGGCUGAUCAGCAAAAACCAAAAAUUAGAUUCAGGAACACAGAGAACCAGUUUCCAGUUUUACUCAACUCUACCAAAUACCACCUACAGGUUUUCUAUUGCAGCAGUAAAUGAAGUUGGUGAGGGGCCAGAAGCAGAAUCUAGUAUUACCACUUCAUCCCCAGCAGUUCAAGAAGAGGAACAGUGGCUCUUUUUAUCCAGAAAAUCUUCUCUAAGAAAGAGAUCUUUAAAACAUUUAGUAGAUGAAGCACAGUGCCUCCAGUCAGAUGCUACACACCCUAAUAUUACAGGAAUAUCAGUUAAUGUCCACCAGCAAGCUGUUUAUUUCUCUGGAGGAUCUCUCAUAUGGGCAAAGGAGGCUUCCAACAUGUCUGAUGUGUCUGACCUGAGAGUUUUUUACAGAGGUUCAGGAUUAAUUUCUUCCAUCUCCAUAGACUGGCUUUAUCAGAGAAUGUAUUUCAUCAUGGAUGAGCAGGCUUAUGUCUGUGACUUAGAAAACUGCUCAAACAUUGAGGAAAUCACUCCUCCCUCAAUUACUGCACCUCAAAAAAUUGUGGCUGAUUCAUACAAUGGGUAUGUCUUCUAUCUCCUGCGAGAUGGCAUUUAUAGAGCAGAUCUCCUGGUGCCGUCGGGUCGGGGCUCGGAGGCCGUGCGUAUCGUGGAGAGUCGCUCACUAAAGGACUUUGCAAUAAAGCCACAGUCCAAGCGAAUCGUUUACUUCAACGACACCACCCGAGUCUUCAUGUCAACAUUUCUGGAUGGCUCUGCUUCCCACCUGGUCCUGCCUCAUGUGCCCUUUGCCGACGUGAGGAGCUUUGCCUGUGAAAACGAUGACUUCCUUGUCACGGAUGGCAAGGCGGUUUUCCAGCAGGACGCUCUGUCUUUCAAUGAGUUCAUCGUGGGAUGCGACCUGACACACAUAGAAGAGUUUGGCUUUGGGAACUUGGUCAUCCUUAGCACGUACACCCAGCCGUACCCCCUGCCGGCCCGCCCGCAGCAGCUCUCGGUGCUGUUUGGCUCCCACCAGGCCCUGGCUCAGUGGAGGCCGCCGGCCCUCGCCAUCGGAGCCAGCCCUUCCGCCUGGCAGAACUGGAUUUACGAAGUGAAAAUAUCAACCCAGGACUUCCCUGAAACCACACGUGUAUUCUCUAACAUAAGUGGGACGGUGCUUAAUGUCCCCGAGCUGCAGAGUGCUACAAAAUACGAGGUUUCUGUGAGAGCAAGUUCUCCCAAGGGGCCAGGCCCUUGGUCAGAGCCCUCGGUGGGUACUACCCUGGUGCCAGCUACAGAACCACCGUUUAUCAUGGCUGUCAAAGAAGAUGGGCUUUGGAGUAAACCAUUAAAUAGCUUUGGCCCAGGAGAAUUCUUGUCCUCUGAUAUAAGAAAUGUGUCAGACAUGGAUUGGUAUAACAACAGCCUCUACUACAGUGACAUGAAAGGGGACGUUUAUGUGUCGCUGCUGAAUGGGACGGACAUCUCAGAGAAUUAUCACAUAUCCAACAUCGUGGGAGCAGGGGCCUUAGCUUAUGAGUGGCUGGGUCACUUUCUCUACUGGGCUGGAAAGACAUACGUGAUACAAAGGCAGUCUGUGUUGACAGGACACACAGACAUAGUGACGCAUGUGAAGCUGCUGGUCAAUGACAUGGCGGUGGAUUCGGUUGGUGGAUAUCUCUACUGGACCACACUGUACUCAGUUGAAAGCACCAGGCUGAAUGGAGAAAGUUCCCUUAUACUGCAGGCACAGCCCUGGUUUUCUGGGAAAAAGGUAAUCGCUCUAACCUUAGACCUCGGCGAUGGGCUCCUGUAUUGGUUGGUUCAAGACAGUCAGUGCAUUCACCUGUACACAGCCGUUCUCCGCGCGCAGGGUGCUGGGGAGACGACCAUCACAGAGUUUGCGGCCUGGAGCACCUCAGAAAUCUCCCAGAGUGCCCUGACCUACUACAGUGGCCGGCUCUUCUGGAUCAAUGGCUUUAAGAUUAUAACUGCUCAAGAAAUUGGUCAGCGAACUAGUGUCUCUGUUUUGGAACCGGCCAAAUUUAAUCAGUUCACGAUUAUUCAGACAUCCCUCAAACCUCUGCCAGGGAACUUCUCCUUUACCCCCAAGGUGAUCCCAGAUUCCGUUCAAGAGUCUUCAUUUAGGAUGGAAGGAAAUGCUUCAAGUUUUCGAGUCCUGUGGAAUGCUGUCCCGGCAGUAGAUUGGGGUGUCAUUUUCUACAGUGUGGAGUUCAGCGCUCCUUCUAAGUUCCUGGCUAGUGAACAACAGCCUUUGCCUGUAUUUACUGUGGAAGGUCUGGAGCCUUAUGCCUUGUUUAAUCUCUCUGUCACUCCUUACACCUACUGGGGAAAGGGCCCCAAAACAUCUCUGUCACUUCGAGCACCUGAAACAGUUCCGUCGGCACCAGAGAAUCCCAGGAUAUUUAUAUUAUCAAGUGGAAAAUACCACAAUAAGAAUGAAGUUGUGGUGGAAUUUAGGUGGAAUAAGCCUAAGUGUGAAAAUGGUGUCUUAACAAGAUCUGAAAUUUUCUAUCAAAUAUCCAACCAAAGUGACACCAACAAAACAUCUGAAGACUGGGUUGCUGUCAAUGUCACUCCCUCGGUGAUGUCUUUUCAACUUGAGGGCGUGAGUCCCGGGCACAUCGUUGCCUUCCAGGUUCGAGUCUUCACAUCCAAAGGACCUGGCCCGUUUUCUGACUUGGUAAAGACCCAAACAUCAGAAAUCAACCCAUUUCCAUACCUCAUAACUCUUUUUGGCAACAAGAUAGUUUUGUUAGAUAUGGAUCGAAAUAAAGUUGUAUGGAUGUUUUCGGCAGAAAGAGACGUCAGCGCCAUGGGAUACACAGCUGACAACGCAAGGGGGUACUAUGCCCAGGGAGGCGCGCUCUUCCUUCUGAACAUGCACAGUCAGUCCAGCUCUGAGAUUUUCCGAGAUGCACUGGUUUCUGAUAUCACAAUUAUUGCAAUUGACUGGAUUUCAAGGCACCUCUACUUUGUGCUGAAAGAAUCACAGAAUGGAAUGCAAAUAUUUGAUGUCGAUCUUGAGCACAAGGUGAAAUAUCCCAGAAAGCUGAAAAUUUGCAACAGAAAUGCAACAAUUGUCUCUUUUUUCGUGUAUCCCCUUUUAAGUCGCCUGUAUUGGACAGAAGUUUCUGAGUUGGGCACUCAGAUGUUCUACUACAGUAUCAUCAACAAGACCCUGCACGGCAUUCUGCAGCCCACGGCCACAAACCAUCCAAAUGGAAGGAGCCGCUGUUCUUGCAAUGUCACUGAAUUCGAGUUAAGUGGAGCAAUGACUAUUGAUACCUCUCACAUAAAGAAACCACAGAUAUACUUUGUCAAAAGGCAAGAGAUCUGGGCCAUGGAUCUGGAAGGAUGCCAGUGUUGGCAGGUUAUCAUAAUGCCUGCUCUGCUUGCAGGAAAAACACUUGUUAGCUUAACUGUGGAUGGGGAAUAUCUGUAUUGGAUCUCCGCAGCUACGGGCGGCACCCAGGUUUAUCAAGUAAAGAAAAGCCGCGGGGCCACCCCCUCCCGGGUGGAGGCCCCGAGGAGCCAGCGCGUCUUGGCUUACAGUUCGCUGCUGCAGCCUUUUCCAGAUAAAGCAUUUCUGUCUCUAGCUUCAGAUAUUGCAGAGCCAACUAUACUCAACACCACUAACACCAGCCUCACAAUCAGAUUACCACCUCCCAGGACAAACCUCACUUGGUAUGGCAUCACCAGCCCUACUCCAACAUACCUGGUUUAUUACAAAGAAGCUAAUGGUGGGAAAAACAGCUCUGAACCAAAAUAUAAAAUGCUGGAGUUUCAGGAGAGUAUAGCCCUUAUUGAAGGUUUGCAACCAUUUUCAACAUAUAUGAUAAGGAUAGCUAUAAAGAAUUACUAUUCAGAUCCUUUGGAACAGUUACCCCUGGGAAAAGAGAUUUGGGGGAAAACUAAAAGUGGAGUCCCAGAGGCUGUCUGGCUCAUUAACGCCACGGUGCAGUCGGACAGCAGCCUUGUCGUAUCCUGGAGAGAGUCUCCCGAGCCAAACGGGCCCGCGGCGGCGGUGCGCUAUCAGCUGGCCAUCUCGGGCCGGGGCCCGGCUCCCCCGGCGCCUCGCAGGCGCAGCGCCUACCCGGGCGGCCGCCUGGCGCUCCUUGUCACUGGGCUGGCCGGCGGCAAGCUGUACGUGCUGAAGGUCCUGGCCUGCCACGCCGAGGAAAUGUGGUGUGCUGAGAGUCACCCCGUCACUGUGGAAACGUUUGACACGCCAGAGAAACCUUAUGCCUUGGCUCCAGGCAACACUAGUUUGCAGUUAGGUUGGGAGGCCCCAUCUAAUGUGAACCUCAUCAGAUUUUGGUUUGAACUCCAGAAGGGGCAGCACGGCGAGUUUCGCCGCGUGAGAGCCUCGUGCAGCCGAGGCCUGGCCCACGUGUGCAACAUCCCGGGCCUGCGGCCUUUCACUCCUUACGGCGUCCGAGCGGCGGUGGUCUACACGACGGGCGAGAACAGCACCUCGCCGUCCGAAAGCUUUAGGACGAAAGCUGGAGUCCCAAGUAAACCAGGCAUUCCAAAAUUAUUAGAAGGGAGUAAAAAUUCAAUACAGUGGGGAAAAGCUGACGAUAAUGGAGGCGGACUUAUGUGCUAUAUCCUUGAGAUGAGAAAAAGUACUUCAAAUGAUUCACUAAACCAGAACUUAAUGUGGAAGAUGGCAUUUAAUGGAUCCUGCGGUAGCAUUUGCACCUGGAAGUCCAAAAACCUGACAGGAACAUUUCAGUUCAGAGUAGUAGCUGUAAAUAGCCUGGGAUUUGGUGAAUACAGUGGAAUCAGCGAGACUAUUUUGUUAGCUGGAGAUGGUUUUUGGAUACCAGAAAUAAGCUUUAUACUUAUUGCUGUAAUUGGAAUAUUUCUGAUUGUUAUAAUCCCAUUGAUCUUUGUCUGGCAUAGAAGAUUAAAGAAUCAGAAAACUCCCAAGGAAGGGCUGGCAGUUCUCAUAAACGAAGACAAAGAGUUGGCUGAGCUGCGCGGCCUGACAGCUAUGGUGGGCCUGGCCAACGGCUGCUGUGCCAUACACACUCUUCCAACCCAAGAGGAGAUUGAAAGCCUUCCUGCCUUCCCUCGGGAAAAACUGACUCUGCGCGUCUUGUUGGGAAGUGGGGCCUUUGGAGAAGUGUAUGAAGGGACAGCAGUAGGCAUCUUAGGAGCUGGAAGUGGAGAAACCAAAGUAGCAGUGAAGACUUUAAAGAAGGGCUCCACGGACCAGGAGAAGAUCGAAUUCCUGAAGGAGGCAUAUCUGAUGAGCAAGUUUAAUCACCCCAACAUUCUGAAGCAGCUCGGAGUUUGUCUGCUGAAUGAGCCCCAAUACAUUAUCCUGGAAUUGAUGGAAGGAGGCGAUCUCCUCACCUAUUUGCGGAAAGCCCGGAUGACAACGUUUCAUGGUCCUUUACUCACCUUGGUUGACCUUGUAGACCUGUGUGUAGAUAUUUCAAAAGGCUGUGUCUACUUGGAGCAGCUGCACUUUAUUCACAGGGAUCUGGCAGCUCGGAAUUGCCUCGUGUCUGUGAAAGACUAUAGCAGUCCAUCACGGAUAGUGAAGAUUGGGGACUUUGGACUGGCGAGGGACAUCUAUAAAAAUGAUUACUACAGAAAGAGAGGAGAAGGACUGCUCCCUGUUCGGUGGAUGGCUCCGGAAAGUUUGAUGGAUGGAAUCUUCACAACACAGUCUGAUGUAUGGUCUUUUGGAAUUCUGAUUUGGGAGAUUUUAACUCUUGGCCAUCAGCCUUAUCCAGCUCAUUCUAACCUUGAUGUUUUAAACUAUGUGCAAACAGGAGGGAGACUGGAGCCACCAAGAAAUUGUCCCGAUGAUCUGUGGAAUUUAAUGACCCAGUGCUGGGCUCAAGAACCUGACCAAAGACUUACUUUCUGUAAAAUUCAAGACCAGCUUCAGUUAUUCAGAAAUUUUUCUGUAAAUAGUAUUUCUCAAUGCAGAGAAGAAGCAAGCCCCGGUGGAGUCAUAAAUGAAGGCUUUGAAGAUGAAGAUGGCAACGUGGUUUGUUUGAACUUAGAUGACAGUGUGCCAAUUGCUUUAAUGGAAACCAAGAACCAAGAAGGGUUAAACUAUAUGGUACUUGCUACAGAAUGCAGCCAAGGUGAAGAUAACUCUGAGGGUCCUCUAGCCUCCAAGGAAUCUGAAUCUUGUGGUCUGAGGAAAGAAGAGAAGGAACCACAUGCAGACAAAGGCAUCUGCCAAGAAAAACAAGUGGCUUACUGCCCUCCUGGCAAGCCUGAAGGCCUGAACUAUGCCUGUCUCACUCACAGUGGACAUGGAGCUGGGUCUGAUUAAUAACUCGGUUUGGGAAAUGCGGAAUUGAGAUUAAGUAAUUACUGAAAGGAAAUCCUAGUAGAAUGAUAGAUGCUGUGGUGGUCUCUGACUCUGAAUUAUCACUGGAAGUUUCCUGGAUUCUAAUCUUGGUUCUGAGAGCCACUUGGUUUUAGUUCUGACAAUCCAUUUACCAACUGUCUACACUUCAGCAAGAUUCGAAGGUGUACCACUGAGCACUUGGAAAGCUUAGGAAGACUCAUGAGUCUGGAAGGGAAUCUGCUCCCUCUUACCCUUGGGGUCACUUAGACCAUUGCCCACCCUUCAGUCUUGACUAUAACAGAAACAUCUUGGUCAGAUGGUUAGAGACAAAGUACGUACUUUCAAAGACUUGAAGGAGGGGACUGAGAAGCAUGCUCAGGUGCCCAAAUGAACUACAGAUUAUCCCAAAUAAAUAAACAACUCUACACAUCCCAAAGGAACCUGCACCUAUGACAUAAGAAAUCAUUUGAAAAGUUACUGCUAUAAUAAAAUACUGUCUUUGAUGACUAUCCUAAAAUAUUUUAAUAUUGGAGGUUUUGAAAUAAUAAAAAUAGGACCAUGAAGAUGUCUAAAUCCUAAAGCUUAGCAUUGGGUUGUAUAAAAAUUGCUCUGUGACUUCUGUGCUGUCAUGGAUAUUAGCUAAUAUAAAGACAGUUUUUAUUUGCCAUAUCUAUUUUAUAUAUACAGUACUUAAGGUUAUAUUUAGUAUCAAAUUGUCCUUAAAAUUAAAUAUAAAUGAUAACACAAUGCUAA